AUGGAGGAUAGUAAUGCAAUGGAGUGUAAUGAAAAAGCACUUGUAAUAUUGUACACAGCUUUUACAAGAGGAACACGUUGCUUAACACUUCCCAAUAACGCAUGUGAAGAAUCCCUAAGAACCAUAGCUUAUGUCUCAGCGUGUCCAACAGACUUUAAGGAAUAUCAAGCUGCUGCAAUUAAGAAAAAUUGUCGACAGUACAAUCAGACCUGUAGAUCCUUCGAAUACCACUGUGUCCUAAAUGAUGAUAUGACAAGAGUCAUUGAAGUCUGCGCCCCUUGGCGUUAUAUUCAAUCGGGAAAAUGUACAGAGUUUAAUAUUGGACUAAGGAGCAUUCGGAAAAUCUACAAAAGUGAUUGUACUGAUUUUCCUUUCCCUUGCCCUACAUAUUACAACUCAACAGAGUCAUAUCGAUACACGGGCUGUUAUAGAAAAAUUACAACCCCGACAAUAAGAACCUCAGAUAUGACAACAAGAAAUGAAACUGUUUCCUAUACAACAAAGGCUGUUUCAAGACCAGAGAAUCAAACAUAUGAGACAACUAAAAGGGAAUAUAACAUAGAUUAUAUAGGGAUUUCAUUCGGUAUAACCAUUCCAGUGGUACUGCUGAUGGUUAUUCUUUGUGUUUAUUGGAGAACUCACUUGAAGCAAAAAGGCAUUAGAACAGAAAGAAAAUCUUAUUUUCAAGUAUCCCAGAAUUCUUACAAGUAAGACCUUCCGGGAAUGUAUAA
Molecule: messenger RNA, 731 nt
Organism: Saccostrea cuccullata (small rock oyster)
Lineage: Eukaryota; Metazoa; Mollusca; Bivalvia; Ostreida; Ostreidae
Exons: 6
Coding region: 1-711 (236 amino acids)
Source: RefSeq, a predicted model, not a curated record